Cornus florida is the source of this 1534-nucleotide messenger RNA. Its product is annotated as bark storage protein A-like. Lineage: Eukaryota; Viridiplantae; Streptophyta; Magnoliopsida; Cornales; Cornaceae. The transcript is spliced from 5 exons. Gene Ontology annotation, biological process: nucleoside metabolic process. The record is from RefSeq and is a predicted model, not a curated record. Gene Ontology annotation, molecular function: catalytic activity. The coding region runs from base 296 to 1333 and encodes 345 amino acids.
UUUUUGGCUGCCUCGAAGUUUUGACUUCUCGACAAUCAAAGCGCUUCCCAGUAUUCUAGCUUCUGACUUUUCUCUGUUCAUGGGAGUGCCAAAUUAUAUAUAUGCUUUUCAAUAACAACACAUUCACGUAUCAAAUACCAUCAUCAAUUUGAUGUUUUUUCUCUGUUAGGUUUCACGUUUAUUGACUUUAAUUUCCCUCUCCCUCUCUCUCUCUCUCUAACUUCUCCACAAUUAUUGAAGUUUUUCCGAACUCAUUGAGUUUUGAGAGAGAAAAAGAAAAGAAAAAAAAAAAAAAAUGGUUAGCCAUAUGAGGAUAGUGUUAUUGACAUUUGUUGUUUUGGUGUUGGGCUUUAUGAGUUCAUCAAAUGGUGCAGUUUCUCAAAGUGUAAUGGAAAAGAUGAGUAGAAUAAAUAAGCAGGGUCCAUACUUGGGCAUUGUAGUGCCAAACAGCUUUGAGAUGAACCCUCUUCUUCAAUCUCCAAGCUUUGUGCCUUCUCACAAGCUUCCUUACUUAGAUUUUUCAGGAAGAAGGUUUAGAAUAGGGGAAUUGGAAAAGCAAAAGGUUAUUAUUGUGAUGACAGGUUUGAGCAUGCUUAAUACAGGUAUAGCCACACAAUUACUAUUAAGCCUGUUCAAGGUCAAAGGUGUUCUGCACUUUGGGAUUGCAGGGAAUGCAAAUCCUCAACUCCAAAUCGGAGACGUUACCAUCCCUCAAUACUGGGCUCAUACCGGCCUUUGGAAUUGGCAGAGGUAUGGAGAUGGGCCUUCUGAUGAACUAGCCUUAGAAUCUAAUGGUGACUAUACUAGGAAAAUUGGUAACCUUAAGUUUUCCAAGUACAACAAUGGCACAGAAAAAGGGAAUUCCUCGGAUAACCUUCUGAACCGCGUUUGGUAUCAACCAGAAGAGAUUUUUCCGGUAAAUGGAAUUCCUGAAGUCAGGCAGAACGCCUUCUGGGUACCUGUCAGCAACCACUACUAUUCACUCGCGAAAAAACUUGAGGAUGUGAAGUUGGGAGGAUGUGUCAAUGCAACUUGUUUGCCAAGAACACCUAAGGUGAUUAGGGUUGAAAGGGGGAUAAGUGCUAAUGUAUUUGUUGACAAUGGUGCAUAUAGAGAAUUCUUGUAUUCCAAGUUCAACGCGACAGCGAUUGACAUGGAAAGUGCUGCAGUGGCUCUUGUCUGUCACCAACAAAAGACGCCUUUCAUUGCAAUACGAGCUCUCUCUGAUUUAGCUGGUGGGGGUUCUUCGUUGUCCAAUGAAGCCGGCAUCUUUGCCUCAUUGGCAGCUCAGAAUUCAGUUGAUGUUGUAAUUAAAUUCAUCGCCUUGCUAUAAUCAUACCAUCCUAUUCUGUCUGGAAAGGUACCUUCUCUGAUUUGAACUAACCAUUGGUGGUACUUUUUACUAAACUUUCAAUUUCUAUUUUUCAAUGAACCUUGGAUUUCCAUUAGUCGCAUUGGUUUUGAUGCUUUAGUACUAUGUGAACGAUAUUAUUAAAUUUGGAUCCGAUUUGUAACAAAUGUAGUAGUUCAUGCA